AUGCACAUCUCAUGUUUAGGUUUCUUCUUCUUCUUCUUCUUCUUCUUCUUCUUCUUCUUCUUCUUCUUCUUCUUCUUCUCACAUCAAUACAUCUAUUUUCUCUUUUUGCUUUUUUCUUCUCUAAUUUCUCUCCUUUGUAAUUAUUUAUCUUUUUUUAGUGAUUUUUUCUUUUCUUUUUCUCUUCAUCUGUUUUUAUUUUCUUCUUUCAUAAGCCACUUCUUUUUUAGUUCAUUAUUUAAUUUCAUUCUUAGGAAUAAACAAUUUUUUCGUUUCCAUUCUUUUUCCUUUCGUGUUUCCUUCUUUCUUUCUUUCAUUAUUUCUUUCUUUACUAUUUCCAUUUCCUUCUUUCUUUCGUUCUUUCUUUCGUUCCUUCUUUCUUUUUUUUUUCUUUCUUUCUGUCCUUCUUUCCUUCUUUCUUCCGUGCUUUCUUUUUCCGUUCUUUCUUUCUUUCGUUUUUUCUUUCUUUCUUUCUUUUUUUGUUUGUUUGUUUGUUUGUUUGUUUGUUUGUUUCUUUCUUUCUUUCUUUCUUUCUUUCUUUCUUUUUAUUAUCUUUUUUGUUCCUUCAUUAUUUCUCCUUUCCUUUUUUGUUCCUUCUUUAUAGCUAUCUUUGUUCUUUCUUUCUUAAUUGAUUUUCUCUCUAUAUAUCUUUCUUUUUUCUUUAUAUUUUUUCUUUACAUAUGUUCCCAUAUUUAUUCGCUUCUCUUUCCUUUUAUGUAUUUUCUCUUUCUUUUUAUACAUUUUCUCUUUCUCUAUAGAAACACAUUUUUUUUCAAUUUAUCUCUUGCAUUCUUUCUUUCUUUUUUCUUUCUUUUCCUCCCCUUUUCCCAUUUUCAUUUUAUGUUAUUUCUUCAUAUUUAUAUUUAUAUAUUUCUCGAUUUUCUUUCUCUUUCUGUGAUGUCCUUCGCUUUUUUUUCCAUUAUUUUUUCUUUCUUCCAUUUUGUUUCUUUCAUUCAUUUUAUUUCCUUGUAUCAUACAAACUCAUUUCUUUUUUCUUUAUUUCUUUUUAUUCUACUUUUUUUCUAUUUGCUCUUUCUAUACAUCGUCUUUUUAUUAUUUUUCGUUCUAUUUAAUUUCUAUCUUCUCCGUUUUUUCUAUCUAAUAUUUUUUCUUUCUUCACUCAUUCUAAUUUUCCCACCUUUCUUUAUACAGUUUUAUUCCUCUAUUUCUCUUCUCCAUUAUUUAUUUCGAUCUUUCUCGCUCUACUUUUUUCUUUCUAUGUUGUUUAUCUUCACCUUCUUGAUUCUUUAUUUCCCACCUUUUUAUCUUUUUUCUCUUCAUCGGUUGUCUUUCUCUUUUAAUCUUUUCUUGCCUUCCUUCUUUUCCAAUUGUUUUCUUCUUUUUCAGCUUGUCAACAAUCUCUUUCACUCUGACAAACGCCGCGCUAGAUCUUUAUUGGCAUCAACUCCCAAGGUGUUCCUCGCAAUGCGUAUCGACAGAUCAGAACGAAAGAUUUAG
This is a messenger RNA of Acanthosepion pharaonis, 1455 nucleotides long. The record is from the annotation of a GenBank genome assembly. Lineage: Eukaryota; Metazoa; Mollusca; Cephalopoda; Sepiida; Sepiidae.